Medicago truncatula (barrel medic) is the source of this 3511-nucleotide messenger RNA. Its product is annotated as clathrin interactor EPSIN 3. Gene Ontology annotation, molecular function: clathrin binding; phospholipid binding. The record is from RefSeq and is a predicted model, not a curated record. The transcript is spliced from 14 exons. Gene Ontology annotation, cellular component: clathrin vesicle coat; endosome; plasma membrane. Bases 214 to 3123 code for a protein of 969 amino acids. Gene Ontology annotation, biological process: endocytosis. Lineage: Eukaryota; Viridiplantae; Streptophyta; Magnoliopsida; Fabales; Fabaceae.
UUCAUUAUUAAUCUUUAGAAAAGAAACAUACAUAACAACAACAACUCAGAAGAGAGGUCUUUGCAAAUUUUCGAUCUCUCUCUCUUCUUUCUCUCUCUAAAACUUUCUCUUCUUCACAUUUCUACCGACGCACCAAUUCGUUCUGUUUGGAUCUGAAUCAGAUAGCAGUUUGAGCCUUUUGGUGCUGGCUCGUGCUGAACACCAGCUGCUACAAUGAAGAAGGUUUUUGGUCAAACUGUUAGGGACCUUAAAAGAGAAGUGAACAAGAAAGUGCUCAAAGUUCCUGGCAUUGAACAGAAGGUUCUUGAUGCUACUAGCAAUGAACCAUGGGGUCCUCAUGGAACACUGCUUGCAGACAUUGCUCAGGCAACUAGAAACCCUCAUGAAUACCAGAUGAUCAUGUCAGUAGUCUGGAAACGAAUUAACGACACUGGCAAGAAUUGGCGGCAUGUCUACAAGGCUUUGACAGUACUUGAGUACUUGGUGGCCCAUGGUUCUGAGAGAGUCAUAGAUGAGAUCAAAGAACAUUCUUAUCAAAUAUCGACUUUGUCCGACUUUCAAUAUAUUGAUUCCAGUGGAAGAGAUCAAGGAAACAAUGUCAGGAAAAAAUCUCAGAAUCUCGUUGUCCUUGUGAAUGAUAAAGAAAGAAUCGUAGAAGUUAGACAGAAGGCUGCUGUUAAUAGGGAAAAGUUUCGCAAUAACACACCAGGAGGAAUGUAUAGACCUGGUUCACACUCAAGCAUUGGAAGCUAUGGUGAUCGAUAUGAAGAAGAUCGUUAUGCGAACAGGGAGGAAGAUAGAAAUGGCUAUGGUUAUGGAAGAGAAAGAGAAAUGGGCUCUAGAGAUGAUGAUCGGUACAAUCGCGAUGGGGAUCGUUAUGGUAGAGAUUAUGAGGAACGUUAUGGUAGGGACGGUUACAGAGAUGAUGAUAGGGGAAGAAGUCGAAGUGUUGACUAUAAUUAUGAUGAUACUAGGAGCAGGAAUUCUGAUAGAGAUCGUGAUUUCGAUGACGAUGGCCAACACUCGUCUCGAGGUAGCAAUGCUAAAGUUGAAGACCAAUCACUGGAAGCAAGACUUCAGCGGAAACUUUCUGAGCAAAAUUCGGGUGCUCCUCCUAGUUAUGAAGAGGCUGUUGGUGAAGCUCAGAGCCCUGUGCCUGAAAGGGAUGUUGAAACUUCGGCAGAAUCUGCUCCAAGAGGCUCGUCCCCUCAUGCAAGUGAUAAUCCUAGCCCAGCCUCUGCUCCUACUGGAUCUUCUCCUGUAAGCAAUAAUCCAACUGAAGUAACUGCUGCUGCCAGUACAUCUGUUGCUGCUAGUACUGCUGCUUCUACCCAGGAAACUGAGCCCACUGAUGAUUUCUUUGACCCACGUGGUCCUACAUCAGCUGCUCCAACCACCUCUAAUUUUGGCGAAAUAGAUUUGCUCGGUUCUUUAUCAGACUCAUUCUCUUCAAACGCUCUGCCUCUUGUGCCCGCUACAUCAGGAAUUUCAACCCCUGAAGCAAACACUGGUUCAACAGCUUCUUUUGCAGCACCAUCCUCUGGGUCCAAUAAUUUCAAUCAGUCUUUUGAAGAUCCGUUUGGUGAUUCACCAUUCAAGGCUGAUACUUCUGUUGAAACUGCUCCAUCUCAACACCAUGCACCUCAGACUACUGAACCAUCCCAAUCAGAUGGUUUUAAUGCUGACAUGUCUAACUUUGGGUUUGGGGACUCAUUUUCUAUUGUACCAUACUCUGCAUCUGCUCCCAGUGACACUCAACCUUUCUCUGCUAACUCCCAGUUUUUGUCCCAAGAUUCGGAAACUGAUAUUCUAGCUGACAUUCUUCCUCCUGCACCAUUACCUGAGAUUACAUCACAGCAGAACAGUUCAGCUCCUUCUUUUGGCCAACCUUCACCUUCCUUUUCAACUUCAUCUGGAUCAUUUUCCGAACCAACUGGUCAACUUACUCUUCAUCAAGGUUUCUCAGCUGCAACCAAUCAACCUGCACAAACCCUUCCAACUGGUCAAUUUUCGCAGCCAGGCUUUUCAGCUUCUAAUUCAUCUUUUUCAGCCUCUACCAGUCCAUAUGCACAGCAACCUUUUCCUUCUCAUUCUGGUCAACCUGGCAUGCCUGGGUUUUCGUCAUCUACUGGACAUUCUAUGCAGCCACCUUUUGCUUCUCAAGGCGGUCAAUCUACUGCACAAACAAGCGGUCAUACCUACGGUGGAUUGUACUCCCUGGAUACAUCUCUUACUCCAGGAGCUCCAAACAUGUAUUCUCAAUCACAAAAUGGAUAUAACGGAUCUAUGAACAGUGGGAACUACUUGCCACAGGGAUCCUCAACAGGCUUUCCUUCACAAAUGACUCCCCAAGCUCCAACAGCACAACCGGCACAAAUCACAAACUUUCCCCAUCAUGGAGGAUCUACUGCUUCUCCCUCUCCAACUGAUCAAGCAUCACAGUUCAACAACCAGAGCUUCUUUGGACAACAAGGGAAUGCAGCUCCCUUUAGCUCAUCAUAUACCCCUCAAGUGCCUGCUCCCAAUGCUUCGCCGUAUGCUGUUUCAGCGGCACCAAAUUCUUUAGUUUCUCAACCAUCCAAAGAUAAGUUUGAAACAAAAUCAACAGUUUGGGCAGACACAUUAAGCAGGGGACUGGUUAAUUUAAACAUAUCUGGACCUAAAACUAAUCCAUUAGCAGAUAUUGGCAUUGACUUCGAAUCCAUUAAUAGGAAGGAAAAGAGAAUGGAGAAGCCCACUAACACACCUGUAACAUCAACUGUAAAUAUGGGUAAAGCUAUGGGAUCAGGUUCAGGCAUAGGUCGUGCUGGCGCUGGUGCUCUUAGACCUAAUCCAAAUUCGAUGAUGGGUUCUGGUAUGGGCAUGGGUAUGGGAAUGGGCAAUGCUCCCGGUGGUAUGGGUAUGGGCAAUGCUCCCGGUGGUAUGGGUAUGGGAGGUUACGGAGGAGGCAUGAAUCCAUCCAUGGGUAUGGGUAUGGGUAUGGGGGGAAUGGGCAUGGGGCAAGGAUACCAGAUGCAACCUCCUAAUGGAAUGCCUCCUGGUUCCAACAUGCCAGGUAACUAUAAUAAUAACAUGAUGCGUCCAGGUGGUUAUGCUCAACAGCCAUAUGGUGGAUACCGAUGAGAUUGAAUUGAACAUUAUUCUCAUAGAUGGAAAGGUGAAGUAUUGUUGAUUGUUUUGCUACAAGCUGAGAGAAGCCAUAUCAAUACCAGUGCCUACUAGUAGUCCACAUCAACAUUCGGAUUUUAUAGCAGUGUAUCAUUAAAGUUGCAAUUUUCUGUAAAGUGACCUAGUGUGGUGUAUGUUUAUUCUUAUAAAUGUGCUACUACAAUUCUUUUCUUUUUUGGGGUCACCCUUCUUUAGGGUGCUUGAGCAUCAGUGUUGUGUACCAGUGACGGGAUAGAGUAACCUUACUUGGGUUAUUGCUUCCUUUACAUGUUCCUCAUAUUUUUUGAACACCAACAGGUGGUUUGAUAUAUUAAUAUAUUCUUUUUCACAUUUUGCUCUUUUA